Messenger RNA from Tremella mesenterica DSM 1558, 1703 nucleotides. RefSeq lists its product as uncharacterized. The coding region runs from base 28 to 1563 and encodes 511 amino acids. The record is from RefSeq and is a predicted model, not a curated record. The transcript has 7 exons. Gene Ontology annotation, molecular function: threonine synthase activity; pyridoxal phosphate binding. Gene Ontology annotation, biological process: L-threonine biosynthetic process. NCBI's taxonomy places the organism in Eukaryota, Fungi, Basidiomycota, Tremellomycetes, Tremellales, Tremellaceae.
CUUUUGGUAAGCCGACAGAGCACGACCAUGGCAGAAGAAAUGAGAUACUUUUCAACCAGGGGAGGUAAAGAGACGUUGUCUUUUGAAGAGGCCGUCUUGACUGGUCUCGCUCCUAAUGGAGGUUUAUCAUUCUAUCUUCAUCCUCACAUUCCCUCUCACCCAUUUCUGGCACACUUUUUAUGCCACUUGAUAUAUCAUCAAUUCCAGUUACUCGACUUCCGACAUCCCCAGACGACACCUCUACGUAAGACGGGAGAGAAAGAAUACGUUUUGGAAUUAUGGCACGGUCCUACUUGGGCUUUCAAAGAUGUGGCUUUACAAUUUUUGGGCAAUUUGUUUGCUUAUUUCUUAGAAAGGAGGAAUGUGGAUGGGGGGAAAGAAGGUUUGACUAUAGUUGGAGCUACUAGUGGGGAUACGGGUAGCGCUGCCAUCUAUGGUGUCCGCGGGAAACCCAACAUUACAAUAUUCAUACUCUACCCCGACGGUCGUGUCUCCCCUAUCCAACUAGCACAAAUGGCUUCCGUACCCGAUCCCAACGUUUUCUGCGUCGCCGUUCAAGACGCCGACUUUGACGCUUGUCAAUCUAUAGUCAAAACUCUUUUCUCAGAUCAUAAAUUCAACUCUGCUCAUCGACUUGGAGCUGUAAAUUCUAUCAAUUGGGCACGUAUCCUCGCCCAGAUCGUCUAUUACUUUCACGCUUAUCUCCAACUACCCGCAGAAGCCAGGAAAGAUGUAAGAUUCGUCGUUCCGACUGGUAACUUUGGGGAUAUCCUCGCUGGAUGGUAUGCCAAGAAAUUAGGAUUACCAAUGGGUCCUUUGGUCGUAGCUACCAAUGAAAAUGAUAUACUUGAGAGAUUCUUCCGUACGGGUAGAUAUGAGAGAGAAGAUCAUUUACCUGAAGUGGAACAGAGUUCAGAGACGGCAGUUGUCGACGGUGGAUCGGAUGGGAAACAAGGGACGAGCGCAAGUGGAGUAAAAGCUACUCAUUCGCCGGCUAUGGAUAUUUUGCUUUCGAGUAAUUUCGAGAGGUUGUUGUUUUACUUGGCUUUGGAACAGACGGGAAAGAGAGAAGAAGCACAGGAAAAGUUGAAAGGUUGGAUGGAAACUUUGAAACAUAAAGGAAGAGUGGAUAUCGGUCAAAGAGCGAGAGAUGUUGCCAAGGAAGAUUUCUGGGCUGAAAGGGUUUCUGAUGAAGAGACAUUGGAAGAGAUUGCCAAGUAUUACGAGAAAAAAGACUUCGGAUCAUAUGUCGUUGAUCCUCAUACUGCUGUAGGUUUAGCUGCACAAUCUCGGUCAAUGAAGAAAGCUCCUGAAGCAACUUGGGUAACUCUCUCUACUGCCCACCCGGCCAAAUUUAGAGAAGCAGUCGAUUUAGCUCUCCCACCUGAUCUCUUCCCCUCUUUCGAUUUUGACACUCAAGUGUUACCUGAUCCUCUACGGGAAUUGGAUGGGAUGGGAAAAAGAAUCUACAAAGUAAAAGGUGAAGAAGGAGUGAGAGAAUUGAUAGAAAGUGUUAAACGUGGUGAACAACCCCCGGCCAAUGGACAUGCCGGAUCCAUAUAGACUUUCAUCCAUUUGUUAACUCUAAGUCGAAUUGGCAUGAGAAUAUCCGUAUGUGAUCAAGAAUGUCAAAGUAUGAAAUCUAAAUAUCUGAAAAGUUGGAGUAAACACAUUAUGGACAAAAUGCAUAUACAUGCUUACAA